AGGCGGGAGGCUGUCGGGGUGCGGGGAAGCGGAAGGGUGUCGGGGUUCUGGAUUUCGGGCUGUCGGGCCGGCCCCGCUCCCGCAGCCAUGGCGUGGCCGCCGCGCCGCUGCUGAGGGAGCCGCCAUGGCCGCGGCGCUGCGGGCCGCGCUCUGCAGCGGGCUCCUGCUCUGCGUUUCUGGAAUGAUCCCAAAGCCCCGAAACGCAAGGAUCACUUCAGUCAAUCUUCACAGCACCUUGCAGUGGGAUGCACCAAGGUUCCCUGAAGGGAACAUCACCUACACUGUCCGAUCCAAGAGCAUCAACAUCCCCGGGGACAGCUACGACACGCUGGGGACGCGGCUGAGCCUGCCCGAGUGCGACGUGUCCUCCCUGUCCGUGUACGGUCACUACAUCCUGCAGCUGCGAGCCGAGGCGGGACGGCAGCGCUCCCCCUGGCUCACCCUCCGCUUCAAACCCAUGGAUGACACCACCGUUGGCCCCCCUGAGGUGAGGCUGAAGUCGGAAUCUGGGGAUCUUCACGUGGAUUUCUCGGGGCCCUUUGCAGGGCACGGGCAGGACAGGUGGCCCCUGAGGCACUACUAUGGCUCCUGGAAUUACAGGAUCUUCUACUGGAAGAAAGGCAGCACAGACACAGACCUGGCCUCUGCUUCCAGGGUUGCUCAGGUGGACACCAAACACAACUCUGAGAUCCUCUCCCAGCUGGAGCCAUGGACAGUUUAUUGUGUCCGAGUGCAGGCGGUGAUUCCCGAGUGGAACAAGACAGGGGAGCUGAGCAGGGAGCUCUGUGAGCAGACAACCCACAAUGGUGUAACCCCUGUGUGGGUAACUGUGACUGUCCUGGUGGGAUCAAUGCUUGUUGUGGCCACAGCUGUCACUGUUUGUUUCUUCUCCAGUUUUUAUCUGUACAGACUCACCAAACACGUUUUCUGCCCUUCCUAUGUUUUCCCAGAACACUUGAAAGAGUUUUUGACCAAACCUCCCAGUGCUCUGCAGCCUUUCCCUCCACUUCCAAAUGAAGAACUCCUGGUUUGUGACAAGCUGAUUGUGAUUUCAGAGCAACCCCAAAGCCUCGAGGAGGGCAGUGGGGAUGAGGCCAGCAGGACACCAGAGCACCCUGAGGACUCUGCACAAGGAGCCUCGGACUCAGGAGUGGGAGCAGCCUCGGGAAAAACCUAAAUAUCCUCAGGAAAAACCUAAAUAUCCUCAGGAAAAACCUAAAUAUCCUCCUCAUUCUUCCUUGGAGAAGAAGAAGAAGCAAAAGGACUUUUGGGUUUAUCUCAUUGCUGAAUUCUCCAGCAGAAAAAAAUCCACAGACAAACACAUGACCACAGACUUCUGACAGAAUCAUUAUAUUUUUUUAAGUACAAGAAACUUGGCUCAAAAUGAGGAAUUAAAUGAUCCACAACUUUUGCCACUGUUGGUUGUGGCUCCCUGAGGAGUUGUAGCAACUCUGGCACUGAUUAUGACAUUAAAAAGCAAAUGUCAUAUUUAUACAUAUAACACUAAUUACUUUGACAAAUUAUUUAUUGCAAAAACGAAUCAAAAUGUUUAUAAAAUAA
Messenger RNA from Parus major (Great Tit), 1560 nucleotides. RefSeq names its product interleukin-10 receptor subunit beta-like. The transcript is spliced from 7 exons. The record is from RefSeq and is a predicted model, not a curated record. Gene Ontology annotation, molecular function: interleukin-10 receptor activity; protein binding. The coding region runs from base 125 to 1177 and encodes 350 amino acids. NCBI's taxonomy places the organism in Eukaryota, Metazoa, Chordata, Aves, Passeriformes, Paridae.